AUUUCCAAACUAUCACCCUCAGCCUCAUGAAUUCCUUCCAAUUUACUUGAAAUAACAAAGAGGAGUGAAGAAAAAACAUUGAGGUCACUUUCCAUUUAGAAACUCUGUUCUAUCAAAGAACAAAAGUUUUACUUUCCAAAUAUACUUCAUCUGGAGGCAAAGUGAAGCAACACCAAACACAUAACUUUCCCUCUCUUCAAUUCAAAACAACACUAUUUUUCUUUCUCCAACUUCCCUUCUUCAAUGCCAAGCCAACCAAGAACAACAUCAGCCCUUCUCAGUCCUCAGUCUCUUUCCUUCAAACAACCUUUUUCUUGUCUGUCAAAAUGGUAUUUGUCCUGUAAGAAGAAAAAGAAUUAGAACAAAAAACCUCAAUGACAAGCAAGGUUAGGUGGCUGACAGCAACCCGGAACAUGCACCUCAAAACCAUCCUUUUUUUGUCAGCAUUUUUCUCCUUACAUUUGGAGUCAGUUUCCUGGUACAUUGCUAAGUGAAUAGUUGGCCAGUUUCUGCUGAGUUUCUUUGUAAUCUUUUGAGCGCUUUUUUGCUGCUCGAGCUGGCAGAAAACAUUACUUGGAAAUGCAGCUUCAUAUAUCGCCGAGCCUGAGGCACGUUACCGUGUUGCCUUCAAAGGGUUUUAGGGAGUUCAUCAAAGUUAAGAUUGGCUCAAGACGACUGUCGUAUCGCAUGGUUUUCUACUCUCUUUUGGUUUUCACGUUUCUGCUUCGGUUUGUGUUUGUGUUAACUGCAGUUGACCAUAUUGAGGGGGAAACAAAAUGUACGACGCUAGGUUGCUUGGGAAAAAAGCUAGGACCAAGAAUUUUGGGACGAAGACAUGAAUCAACUGUUCCUGAAGUGAUGUAUCAAGUUCUUGAAGAACCUGUGAAUCAAAGUGAAGUACAAUCAGGACCAGAAGUUCCUCAGACACUGGAAGAUUUUAUAGCGGAAAUGAAGGAUGAACGACCUGAUGCCAAGACCUUUGCCAUCAAGCUCAAAUCAAUGGUUACCUUCCUUGAACAAAGGACAAGAACUGCAAAAAUACAGGAAUAUCUGUAUCGCCAUGUGGCCUCAAGUAGCAUACCUAAGCAGCUGCACUGUCUUACUCUAAAACUAGCAAACGAGCACUCUACUAAUGCCCAGGCACGUCUCCAGCUUCCCUCAGCAGAAUUCGUCCCUGCCCUCGUCGAUAACUCAUACUUUCACUAUGUCCUCGCCUCUGACAACGUCCUUGCCGCCUCUGUUGUUGCAUCAUCACUUGUUAACAAUUCGUUGCAUCCUGAAAAGGUCGUCCUCCAUAUAAUAACAGACAAAAAGACAUAUUCUCCGAUGCAGGCAUGGUUCUCUUUGCAUCCUUUAACACCUGCAAUCAUUGAGGUGAAAUCAUUGCACCAAUUUGAUUGGUUUACAAAGGGAAAGGUCCCAGUCUUGGAAGCCAUGGAGAAAGACCAAAAGGUGCGCUCACAAUUUAGGGGAGGAUCAUCAGCUAUCGUGGCAAAUAACACCGAAAAACCAUAUAUUAUUGCCGCAAAGUUGCAGGCACUGAGCCCCAAGUAUAAUUCACUGAUGAAUCACAUUCGCAUCCAUUUGCCGGAGUUGUUUCCAAGUCUCGACAAAGUCAUCUUCCUGGAUGAUGACGUUGUGGUUCAAACUGAUCUCUCACCUCUUUGGGAUAUCGACAUGAAUGGGAAGGUCAAUGGAGCAGUGGAAACAUGUAGAGGAGAGGAUAAAUUUGUGAUGUCGAAGAGGUUCAAAAGCUAUCUGAACUUUUCUCAUCCCCUGAUAUCUAGGAAUUUUGACCCUGAUGAAUGUGCAUGGGCUUAUGGCAUGAACAUAUUUGAUCUAGAAGCUUGGAGGAGAACAAAUAUAACCAGGACAUACCACUACUGGAUUGAAGAGAAUCUGAAGUCAGACCUAAGUUUAUGGCAGCUAGGAACCUUACCUCCAGGUCUAAUAGCUUUCCACGGCCAUGUCCAUGUUAUUGAUCCCUUUUGGCACAUGCUAGGGCUAGGGUACCAGGAUAACACAACCAUUGCAGAUGCUGAAAGUGCUGGUGUCAUUCACUUUAAUGGUCGAGCAAAGCCUUGGUUGGAUAUAGCAUUUCCACAGCUGCGGCCUUUAUGGACAAAGUAUGUUGACUUCUCUGAUAGAUACAUAAAGAGUUGUCACAUAAGAGCAUCUUAGAAAGAA
This is a messenger RNA of Sesamum indicum (sesame), 2187 nucleotides long. RefSeq names its product galacturonosyltransferase 12 (gene GAUT12). Gene Ontology annotation, molecular function: polygalacturonate 4-alpha-galacturonosyltransferase activity. The record is from RefSeq and is a predicted model, not a curated record. Lineage: Eukaryota; Viridiplantae; Streptophyta; Magnoliopsida; Lamiales; Pedaliaceae.